AUGGCUUUAUUUAAUCCGACGAAAAAGGGAAGUGCUACUUAUUUCCUCGAUCAGAACCAUGGUAUUUAGUUAUAGCAAAGUCCUACCUAAUCCUUGGGAAAAACGGCGUCGGCCACAAUUAUAAUUUAUCAGUCUCUUGUACAGUUUUUACGUAGCAAGUAUGAAAAUUCUAAAGACGAUAUUUCUUCUUAUACAUCGAGGCAGUCCAUCGAGUACAGUCUUCAAUUUUAUCAGUCUCUUGUACAGUUUUUACGUAGCAGGCAUGAAAAUUCUAAAGACGAUAUUUCUUCUUAUACAUCGAAGCAGUCCAUCGAAGUAGAGUCUAAUUCUGCUAGAAUUAGUAACUAUUCCGAAGGAUUCCAAAGGUAAUUUGCAAGAAAGACCACAUUCAUAUCUGUAUAAACAAAAAAGAUGAAAACUACACAUUAAAACCGAUAAACAGCACCCGAAAAGUCACCCUUCUAAAUCUAGCAGAGACAAUCGAGCGAACGAAUUCAGUUGAGCAACCAAACACGAGUUGUGUACAUAUUAAGCUUACCUUCCUCCUUUAAUGUGCGAUCCAGCUGAGUCAUUGUUCAAUCGAAGUCGAUUUGAAACAAGCCAAAUGUAAGCAACCUCACAAGUGAUAUUUUGCGCUGAAAAUAACAUCUUUUCCGAUGCUUUCAUUGCAAAGACAAUCCGUUUACACAACACUGUCGUACUGCACAGAAGUCCACCUAAAGGUUCGAACCAAGAAAACUGAUCUUCUACGCAUUUCUAUUGGUUCAAAAGCCCCACGUGAUCGCGUAAGUCACUGAGCGGAGAGACCUGGACGCCAGUUCAAGCACCAAACAUGGCGUCAAAUCACGGCACGAUCGUGGAGAUGUCUGUCUUUAAAGGCUUUAAAUUGUGGUCCAUCUCAGAGUUAAUUGUACUAUUCCGACACUGUCGAAGAGUAAAGCAGUGAGAGGAAAAUAUUGCAUUGUUCUCCCAGGUGAGGGAACCUUUGAAAAAAGGCAGCAGGCCUAUUCAUAGCCUGAUACACAGCGACACGCAACGCUCCUCCCCACUAAAAACGGCUGUGUAGCAGACUAGCCUAUCCACGGAUGGGGCAAAAAAGCUCUAAUAUUGCUUGUGUAGGUUCGCCGAAAUACUCCAUGCAAAGCAAUCUCAUCAAUCAGGUUGGACUCGAGUAAUAUAGGGAAAAUCUUAGCUCUCAACCAAAAACACUUCGAUACCGAGAUGAGUUAUGUGCCUACUGGGAUCAUUUUCUACUGGCUAUUUAAGUACGGGACCCGUACAUCGUCUUGUAUUUGCUAUUCAUACGGGAUUCCGACUAAACUGAUAUAUUAGGGCUAUUAAAGUACUGACUCGAAACAGUUAGCUUCUAAUUAGGGUUACGGUUGCUUUUAUAUGAGUAAAAAGCAGCGAGUUACUACUCCGUGGUAGAGUGGUUAGGUUACGAACUGUGGAUUCUACGCCCCUGGAUCGGUUCUCAAUCUUGCCACAUCGAAUUUUUCUUCUUUUCAAAAUUUGCCACUGAAAUUUUUCCUUAAAAAUGGAACAGUGGUUGAAGAGACUUACACUUUCAUGGAAAUUUGUUGAUCAGAAAUUUCAAGAGACUUGAAAAUUUCAUAUAAAUUUCAAGUAGAGACUUGAUCCCGUAUUUCAUAGCAAAUACACGUUGGUGUACAGGUCCUGUACGUAUGGCAGCACUGUGUCAAUGUAAUGAAGCAACUGCAUAUUGUUAAUAACAGUGAUCUUCUCAUAUUUUAAAUGUAACACUGCUUUUAAAAGAUAAAUGGCAGACAGCCCUACUAAAAAACAAUUUUCUAUUUUUUUUUUUUUUUUAACAGGAUCAUUUUUUUAUUAAGCACUCAAAACAUUCCUCUUUAUAGUUAGCAAUAAAGCUUCUUACACUGGGACUUUCAGCGUCACCUUUCGGUGAACAAUACUUUUGCAUUGUCUGUCUAAUUUAAACUAAAUGCACUAUUUUACUUUCAGAAAGCUUCCAAAUGUUUCCUAUUUGUCUAUCCAAUAAAAAGUGCAGACUUGAACAUGUGGUUAACGAGUUGAUGAGUUGCUUGAUUACUGAAUUUCUAUGGAUUUUCUCAUACAAACUCUAUGGUAUUCUAUCGAACUCCAUGGAGACGCUAUGGCAUUCCAUGAAACUGCAUCGGUACUUCAGGGAGCCCCAUGGCAUUCCAUGGAACUCUACAAUAUUCCCUGGAAUUCCAUGGACCUCCAAGGAAACUCCAUGGAAUUUCAUGGCAUUCCAUGGAACUCCGUCACUACUUCUUGGAACUCCGUGGAACUCCAUGGCAUUCCAUGGAACUCCAUGGAUACUCCAUGGAACUCCAUGGCAUUCCAUGGAACUCCAUGGAUACUCCAUGGAUACUCCAUGGAAGUUCCGUGGAAUUCCAUGGAUUUCCAUAGAUUUCCAUGGAUUUCCAUGGAAUUCCAUGGAAUUCCAUAG
Messenger RNA from Porites lobata, 2455 nucleotides. The record is from the annotation of a GenBank genome assembly. NCBI's taxonomy places the organism in Eukaryota, Metazoa, Cnidaria, Anthozoa, Scleractinia, Poritidae.